AUGAGUGAAGACAUCAGCAAUCCCCCCAAGGCUGAACAAGAGUGCAUCACGUCGUCACCACCUCCUUGCUACGACUGGGCGGAAGUGGAGUUCAUAGAUGCUGUAGAGGAGGGGUCCAUGGGUGGCAGCUCCCCAAUUGCCGAGGCGUCAGUCAUUUCGAGCCCUUUAGUGGGUGUUGGAGGGGAGGCGGAGGACGUCUCGAUGCCUGCAGUGUCUCAAGAGGAGCCGGUCGCAAAGGACGCAUCUUCAUGCCCCGAGAGGAAGAUGGAUGAUCUUGAUGCCCUUUUGGCGCAUCUACUGCAGUGCGGCUGGGAGUCCCCUUGGACGGUACCAGCUGCGGUCGAUAGAGACCUCUUGGAGCGCCUAGUGGAACGGAAUAUCCAACGUUUGGAUUUACCACCUGGAGUUUACGAUGAGAGCAUCAUGCUAUGGGGGUAG
Messenger RNA from Perkinsus marinus ATCC 50983, 438 nucleotides. RefSeq lists its product as hypothetical. Lineage: Eukaryota; Perkinsozoa; Perkinsida; Perkinsidae. The transcript has 3 exons. The record is from RefSeq and is a predicted model, not a curated record. The coding region runs from base 1 to 438 and encodes 145 amino acids.